GCUAUAAAAGGAGGGACGCGCACAGGCUCCGUUCACUCAUCAUCCAGACCGGAGCACGCGGAGGUAAGAGAUGCGCCACGCGGUUUCUCCGCACGUGAAGGGCAAAGUUGGCGCAAACAGCCUUCACUCCACAUCUGGACUCGUCUCUUCCACCCCAGCUGGCUGUUGCCGCGUCAAGAUGCCUCUUUGGUGCAACUCGUGCAGGCGUCACGUGCGCGCUGCGUGCGGCUCUCAUCCCUCUCAUCCGCGGCCCGGGGAUCAGCGCGGCUUCAGGUCAGUGGAACCCCUCUUCCUCUCUGCUCCACGUCCUCUAGUGGCUGAAGCAACAAAUGGCCGCUGAUAAAAAAAAAAAAAAAAACGAGACCCCGCUCUGCUGGGUGCCGUGCACGCGCCGCGGGGAGCUCUUAAUCCAGUUUUCUCCCGUCUGCAGCCCCUCUACAUGAUGCGAUACAUACUAAUCCAGACGCGCUGUCUGUGAAUAUCAGGCCCGACCACGCGAGGCCCCAUCGGGUCGCUCUCAUGCAAGAAACUCACUUAAUAUUAGCGACAAUCAUAAACUUAAAGGGAAUUUCUUUUUUUAUUAAGUUAUUUUUUUUAGGUUGUGAUUUUAUAGCAAACAGAUCUCCUUGUGUGGCACUUUGUGUGCGCUUGUGACGUGGGACGCCCCACUCCACAGACACCCACUUUAUAAGGCGAGGAAGGCAGCAGCAGAAGCCCAGCCUCCCCCUUUGUGAGCGACGCCCACGCCGGAGCCCUGGCGGCUAUAAAAGCCCCGGGCUCAGCGUGGAUGAACCCACACAGAUACUGAUCACACGGACGAAGUCUGCCGAGAGGCACGCGCUGCUGCCGCUGCAGACACCACAGCCUCUCACAUCAGCAGUUUCCAUAGGAACCUUUGUUAUUCGGCUCGCGGGGAACAGGCACCGGGCUCGAUUUUGAAGAGGCUUGAUCAUUACGGGCCAAUUACUCUGUUUUGUCUUGCUUUGAUUUUCGGGUCAAACCGGGCGCACGGAGGAGAAUGACUCCUUUUCAAACUAGCGCGUGACUCCCCCGUCGCCCCCUUUUUCUCCUCUAAUCUCCGACCCCGGCCAUGACCAUGGUCCCUCACAGAUCCACCAAGGGAGCGUCCAAAGCGCGACGGGACCACAUCAACCGCGAGAUCCGCAACAUGCGCGGCCUGCUGCCCAUCGCCCACGACGACCAGGAGCGCCUGUCCUACCUGCACUCCAUGGCCGCCGUCUGCACCUACAUCAGGAAGUCCGUCCUCCUCCGGGGGCUCCAGACGGAGGAGCGCUGGCGCUGCCCUCUGCCCAGCGAGGCCUUCCUCCGGGCGCUGCACGGCUUCGUCCUGGUCACCACGGCGCAGGGGAAGCUGCUGUACGUGUCCGAGAACGUGGACCGGUACCUGGGCGUCUCCAUGGUGGAUGUGCUUCAAGGCGACUCCGUCUACGACAUGGUGGAGCGCUCGGACGUCGACGUGGUCAAAUCCAACCUGGACACGGAACGCAGCUGGUCGCCAGAAAGGAGCUUUAUAUGUUGCAUGCGAACCUCCAAGGCCUUCAAGCUGCAGCACGGCAGCUGCUGCUCCAUGCUGGUGAGGGGCAGCUUCCAGCCCCCGUCCUCGUCCUCAUCCUCGUCUUCAUCCUCGGCCCAGCCUCUGUUCGUGGCCCUCUGCACCCCCACGGUGAACCGCUGCGGCGGCUCCGACGCCCGCUUCUGUCUCAGCUUCAGCAGCGCCCACGGGCCGGACAUGACCUUCACGCGCCUGUCGGACAGCGUGGUGCAUUUUUUGGGCUUCUCCGCGGAGGAACUGGCCGGUCGCUCGUGGUACAGUCUCGUCCACCCUGAAGACCUGUUGCAAAGCGCAGACUCUCAUAGAAGUUUAGUGCAGGCAGAGGAGGACUUUGAGGUAGAGAUGGUGCUGAGGCUCCAGGGCAAAGACCUGUCGUGGGCCUGGGUCUACAUUCAAGCGCAGAAGGACUCCACCUCCAUCAGCUGCACCAACUUCAUCAUCAGUGAAACGGAGGGCAGGUUUCUGCAGAGGAAAAUCAGCAGCGACGCCUUCAGGCCGUCGCCUCCGGUCACUUCCUGCCCUUUUGCAGCCCAACAGGCGCCGCAUGCGAGGUGCUCCAGCGGCGCCCGCUGCCCGAAAAGGCAGCGGUCGCUCAGCAGCCAAAGCGAGGGGCCGGCGCUCAAAGCCAGGAGGCCGUCGGGGGAGGACGGACACUACGCCUCGUGCGCCUCCUCCCACGGCGACGGCUCGCCUGUUUCCCUGGGUGACGGCGCCGCUCUCUUCACCCCCCCCUACAGCCCGGCCUCCUCCAGCUCGCCUCCGCAGGACGAGCUCAGCCGCGAGCUGCUGAUGGAUGUGCAUGGAUACGCCGAUCCGCCGCUCUCCUCCCCCGAGGGCUCUCCCUCCUAUUACUGCUACCCGGAGGCGGUGCUCGCCUGCCGCCGCUCCCCCGCCGCCCCGCUCCCCGCGGCCGCUGAACAAACCUUCGAGCAGACGGCCUUCGUCUUGCUCCCGACCCCCUCUCCGCUACCCUCCCCGUCUCCGGCCUACGAUUUCCAGGCCUGUACAUCAGAUGCUCGAUUAGUUCCGGACGGCCUAUCUGUGUCGGACAUGUGUGCGAGUCCGCUGGACUGUGCUUUGCAUCGUGACGACUUCAGCCUCCUGGAGCCGCCACAAGAGGGCGCCCUGGCGCAGUUCCACCAUGUUCCCCAGCACGCGGUGCCCGUUCCCCCCGGUCUGCUCACACCCAGCCAGUCUCCCACGUCUGCAGAGUCCAACCAGUACAGCGAGAGGGAGCAGGCGGAGAUCAGCAUCCUAGCGGAGCAGAUCUCCUCUCUGGCCAGUAACUUUGACAUGUACCACGCCCUGAACCCGCUUCAGAACCCGCUUCAGAACCCGCUUCAGAACGUGCCCAGCGACGAGCUGCCCUCAGCCUGCAAAUGGCCCGGCCACGCGCCUCUCCUCCUCGCCCGCCCCCUCAAGGCCGAGCUCGUCCUCGACGACGGCGUCUUCGACAGCAUCCUCAAGGAGCUGGACAUGGCCGCCGGGAAGAGCAGCGCGCCCGGCGCCGGCGAGGCGUCGUUCGGGUACGAGCGCGGCCCAGCGCUGCAGCCGCUGGUGCAGGAGCACGAGCACGCGGGCCCCGAGGACCCGCCUCCAGCGGGCCCCUUCACACCCAUGGAAGCCUUCAGCGUGCAGAUGGGACACCCUGACCACAACUCUGGGUUGCAUCAACUCAACCACUUCAUGCAAAGUGGCCUUCAGCAAGAUGGACUCACUGAAGACAAUCUCUACUGAAAUAAGUCUGUGACUUACUGCACUAAUACUUGUAUGACAUAUUGUCAGGGCAAUCUUCCUGCACUGGAUUCAAAGAGUACCGUGUGCAAAGACAUUUAAAGGACGUCUUUGCUAACACACAUUUCCCCAAAUGACUUAUUUCCGAAUGUAGAACUGAAUCUAAAGUAGAUCCUGUUCUGCAGAGCUCAGUCUUCAUUUCUACGGCUGCUACCGCUGCCUUAGGUUUGAUGUGAGAAGGUACUUGAAUGCCAGCGGACUGAAACCAAGGUAUGUUUUUGUCUAAUGUCUAAUAUGAGUGACCACAGUUUACUAUUGAGCACUUUAUCAAUGUCACUUUUAAAAGCGAAGGUGCUAAGAAGUGUUCCCCAGCCUCUCGAGUGCUCUAAACGCAUCAAUCACUGCUGGUGACAACCAGGGGUUCGUAUCAACCUGUUCCCAGGUGCCUUAAAACAAGACCUUUACCAGGUUUCCUCUAAAUUAAUAGGAAUUAACUGUCCAUCGUUCACAGUCAUUUUCACAGUGGGCCGUCAGUGGAUUCAUGCUGUUCUGCUCUCAGCCAGCGGCCACAUAAUAAUGAUUGUAAUUCCAACUCCUACCUCAGUGGUUUAUCUACAUACAUUCCAUAAUAAUGCUAUUAAUCCUUUUGUAUUUAUUUGUUUUAUACUGACAACAUGAAUUGUAAGAUGACUGAUUUAUUGCAGAUGUUUUUUUUUUCAUGGUACUGGAUCUGUAAAUGUCAGAAUGUUCAUUGUAAAUAAAGCAUUGCAAUACACGUGA
This is a messenger RNA of Betta splendens (Siamese fighting fish), 4087 nucleotides long. RefSeq names its product neuronal PAS domain protein 4 like (gene npas4l). Bases 1091 to 3310 code for a protein of 739 amino acids. NCBI's taxonomy places the organism in Eukaryota, Metazoa, Chordata, Actinopteri, Anabantiformes, Osphronemidae. The record is from RefSeq and is a predicted model, not a curated record. Gene Ontology annotation, biological process: regulation of transcription by RNA polymerase II. Gene Ontology annotation, molecular function: DNA-binding transcription factor activity, RNA polymerase II-specific; protein dimerization activity; RNA polymerase II transcription regulatory region sequence-specific DNA binding. The transcript is spliced from 8 exons.